AUGAGCUCUUGCCAACGCGAACGCGCGCGACAGAGGAAUGCAGAGAGACAGCGGUUACGUAUGGCCCAACGAAGAGCUGAAGAAGUGAAAGCUGAUCGGGAAAGGAGUCGCCUAUCGCAUCAGGCCCAGAGAUUGCUGUGCACUCAAAUUGCAAGAGAGCAUGAGCGUGAACAGCAGGUCGCUAGACGAUCUCAACAAACAGAGGCGCAUCGUGCGGCUUUAAGAGAAAGAGACACUGAAGCCCGAGCCCGCCGUCGCUCGCAGCAGCCUGGUGAUGAGCGGAACGCCGACCGAGAACGUCAUACCAAUGCUAGGGUAAAGCAGUCCGAUGAGAGCCGCGACGCACAGCGAGAACAUGACCGAGAGCGGCACGAAGACGGAAGGGCGCUGCAAACGGAAGAAGUACGUGAAGAAAAACGCGAGCGCGUUCGUGAACGCCGUCGAACCGCCCGCGACGCUCUUGCGAACCACGAAAACUUCCGCCCGUCAAUGUUCACGGGUCCGGAUGUAAAUGAAGUGACCAGACGUCACAGGCUUCCCCUUACUACGGUGUGUGCCCACCGCAACGCGUGGAAGUGGCCUGGUGAAAGCAAGGUGGGCUGUUGUCUCGAGGGAAAAGUCAAACUACCACCUCUGGCUCCAGCGCCAGCAAAACUUCUUCAGCUUUAUGGAGACCCUGAGUUUUGA
Messenger RNA from Phytophthora nicotianae INRA-310, 687 nucleotides. RefSeq lists its product as hypothetical. Lineage: Eukaryota; Oomycota; Peronosporomycetes; Peronosporales; Peronosporaceae. The record is from RefSeq and is a predicted model, not a curated record. Bases 1 to 687 code for a protein of 228 amino acids. The transcript has a single exon.